Messenger RNA from Mytilus trossulus (common blue mussel), 771 nucleotides. RefSeq lists its product as uncharacterized. The transcript has 3 exons. Lineage: Eukaryota; Metazoa; Mollusca; Bivalvia; Mytilida; Mytilidae. The record is from RefSeq and is a predicted model, not a curated record. Bases 1 to 771 code for a protein of 256 amino acids.
AUGGCAAAUUCAAGAAACCAAGUUUUAUUUAACCCUAAUUGUUGUAAAGAAUGGAAAUACCGGGACAACAGGACUCGGAAGGAGGUGAGGGACAAGUGGAGAAACUUAACAGUAAAAGCCAAGUCAGUAUUCACAGACCAUAGGAGGGAAAUCAACAAAACUGGUGGAGGCCCAGCCCCAAAGAAACCAUCCUCAAGUGUAGAAAGGGUUGUAAACAUGCUGCAGGAUACAACAAGUUUUUCCGGUAUUCAUGGAGGAAUUGAAACUGCAAGCUUUGAAUGCUAUCCUGCAGCAAAUGAGGAAUCUGACGACGAUGCUGAGAUUGAAAAUGCUAUUGUUGAACAACCAGAUGUGAAUGCUGUAACACCUACAAGAGUACCUUUGUCUCCACGGAUAUUGGUAACGAACAUCCUGCCUUUAAAUACUAAUGUUGAGCUACCGGCCAGUAGACCUGUAACUGCAAGGAGUGAGUCGACAGCAGAAAAUAUAUCUGUUCACAGUGUUAAUAAUAUUAAGAAAAGAAGACGUGUGACACAAGAAGAUGUUUUCCAAAUGCAGGUCAAAGUGUGUAAAGAGCAGAUGGAACUUUACUCAGAACAGUGCCGGCUAGUAAAAGAGCAGACAGAAAAGGAGAAAAAACAGUCACAAAAGGUUGCUCUUCAAAUACAACUGCUCAGAAAAUUGAAUGAAGAUGAUAACAUUUCACCAACACUUACUGGUUCUCAGGUUGCAUACCUUGCCGCCAUGUCAUCUUGUUUUGAAGAUUCUUAA